UGUUCUGCAGAUAACCUAACUUUUUGCUGUCGAACGUUAACAUUUGAAUAUUAACUGAUUUUAACUAGAUUGAAGAUGUCGACCACACAAAAAUCUGCUUUAAAAGAAGCUCUAACUGAAAUUUUAAGCUGUGCCUUGGAACCGAAUUCAGAAAUUCAAAGACUGGCAGAGGAGCGUAAAAAAGCAUUGGAAAUGACGGAAGAAUACCCAUUUUUAUUAAUUGAAAUCAUGGACAGUGAUGAAGAAGCGGAAGACGAGAAAGUGAUGGCGGCAAUUUUUCUUAAAAACUACCUGUCAGAUUGGACCAAAGAGGAAAACCCACAGCACAUGAUGCUCAACUAUGAUAGUUGUGUAGAAUUAAGUCUGAGUAUUCUUGAUGUAAUUAUUAAACAUAGUAAACUUAGACCAAUGACAUGUGGAGCACUAACAUAUUUAGUGUACAUCGGAAUGUGGCAAUCAAUUGAUAACAAAGUGAUGUCAAUGUUGCAAAGUGAAAGUGAAAAUUCGUUGUGUGCCGCUGUCUUUUUUUUAAAUUAUCUGUUUGAUGAGAUCAGCUGUGAUGAUAUAGAAAUAUCCCCAGAGUACUUUGAAGCUUUGUUGAAUAUUUUCCAAAGGUGUGACAACGCAACCUUGAGGGCUGACAUAGUUAAUUGCACAUUAUGCAUUUUAUCUCACAGUUUCCAGGACCUUGCCAGCACUUUAGAUGGGGCAUGCAGACUUGGAAAACUAUUUGAUAUGACUUUGAGGGAACCAUACAGUGAAUCAAACAAUUUCUUUGUUAAAAGUGAAAUUAUAAGGGGACUACUUAUGAAACUUCCCUUACAAGAUACAUCAUGUAGUGUGUAUGAUGGUGAAAUAUGUCGCAACAUUGUUGUCCCCUGCUUACCUGCAAUAGGUCAGUUAGUGAUACACUGCUGCCAUGAAUAUAAGCAAAUACUAAUGGAAACUCGCCAAAUACCCACUGAUAAAGAGGAAGACCUGAGGGAACCAAAAAACUUUUAUGACUUAAUCAUCCACAUUCAAGAACUUGUUAACAGGUUGAUAGACAAUAGAGCUUAUUUUCCUUUGCUGAUGGACGGUUUGGACGAUUUAUUAUAUUGUUUGUUUAUAUUUAUGUCGGCACCGAACACGUGUUUAGUUUUCGCCACCGACAUCGAAGACCAGCCUGCCAAUUUUGAUAUAAGAGAAGGUGCACUUCAAUCUUUAACAACCAUAAUGUGUCAUUUGCAUGAAAAUCCAACGUUCUUCAAGAGUCUGCACAACGUGUUCAUGAAGCACGUUACGGAGUGUACAGCUCAAAGGGAAACUUGUCCGGCGUAUUAUGCUAAAAUAUUAGAGUCGUUAAUGUUUGGUAUGGGCACCUUACGUAAUUUCUUUCCUCAAAGUACUAUUUUCGCUAGGGACGAGGUCUUCCCGCAUCGAUACUAUUUAGAAACGUGGAAUACGUUACUGCUGAACGAAUCCAAUUACGCAAUUAUUGGUAGAAUACUUUGGCUGGGUGGGAAGUACAGUGCUUCUUUGAAUUCUAGCACUUUGGAGUUGCAAAUUAAAACGAUAAUUAAGUACUUUGACGCAGAUGACUGUACGACGGAACCUCUAUACGAACCACUUUCUAAAGCUUUAAACUAUCAUAUAGCAGCUUAUCAGCAUAGUCCAAUAGAAAACAGAAUGGUAUUUAAAAAUUUAGCUAACGAUAUUGCCCGUUGCGUAUUGAAGAUGACACAGAUGAAAUCUGUUAGCGCGGAAUGUUAUUUAAAUGCCUUGGGUCACUUAUAUAAGGAUCAUUUUGAAACCAUGAGACAUUACACGAGUAAUACCAUUAACUUCGUCGUGUCCGAAAUUAAGUCUCAUUUGGCCAGUAAUCAGUUAAUGAAGGAAGUUUAUUUUCUUAUAGGAGCGUUGGCAAAGCACGAACUAAACAGAGAUAUAAUCGAGAGUAAUCUUAGGCCUCUCGUUAUGAAAAUGGUUUAUAAUUUUAAUCGAAGAGAAUCGAAGGCACCACCGACAACGUUGACUAAAACAAACACCCAAGAAAGAGGUUUUGAGUUGUUAAACUGCAUAAUUUUACAUAGUCCUCAACCAAUUAACGAUGUAAUCGUUCACGAAAGUUUUUAUUCAGCUGUUAAUAUCAUUUUAAACAGUAAUGAAGCUACUGUCGACGACAAUACUAUAGAGGCUGCCGUUGACUUAAUUAUAAUGAUGUUAAUAAAACUGUCACCCCAACUGAAAAACUUAACAACAGAAAAGGGUGAACCGUUCUUCGAUUUGGUGCCAAAAAUAAUCUUCGAGCUUCUCGAUCCGGCCAAAUCGGUUUGGACCGUAAAAGUGGGAAAGUUGUGUGUGACGAGCAUCAUGACCUUAAACGGUAAAAUGGAGCAGCACCUAGAAUCCAUAUUGAAGUCACUUCUGAGCUACGUCCUUGUUAAUACCGACAUGAAAACCAUAGAGGCAGCGUGGCUGAUCUUCACUUACAUUUUCAUGUACAAACCAGCGGACACGACCAAUUUUUUGUCGAGCGUACCCGGACCUACUGGUGGAAGUGCUCUGGCAUAUUUAAUAGAUAAGUGGAGGCCGCAUUAUUUCGCGGAAAUCGGCCGAUUCGAAACAAAAAUAAUAGCUGUCGCAAUAACUCAAAUCAUAGCGUACGCCAUCGAAGAAAAUAACGAAAAAAUUAACGAAGUCAAAAUAAAACUGAUGCACAAAGAGACCCAAAAGGAAUUUUCUGGUAUCGAGUACAUGUAUAUUCUGUUGGUUCAAAUUCUGUUGGAUUCUGUUAACAAAACGGUGAAUGUAGGACCCUCAGGGCUUGUGGAUGAUGAGGAGGAUCAAUGUUUGUUUAAAACCUUAUUGCCCUUUAGUAAUAUCAGUAUGGAAAAUCACAUUAAGGGUUUCUUAAAAACAUCCACACCCUACUAUUAUAAUGUAGUAAGAAAUUAUUUCGACGAAAAUGAUUCGUCUAAACUUUCUAGUCUAGGUCUUUUGCCUGAACUCAUGGAAUAAUUAAUGAUUCAAGUCAAGUUAUUACUUCAAUUAUUUUGAAAUAAUUUUAUUAUUUAAGACUGUUACCAAUUAAUAUUAAAGGAGGCUGUGAAAUCAUAAAAACUUGUUUGACUAACUAUUAAUAAUGUAAAACAGUAAAAUUAGUGAAUCUUUGUAUUUUGUAUAAUUUAAAUCUGUAAUAAAAGCGAUGAUGAAAAUA
Aethina tumida (small hive beetle) is the source of this 3199-nucleotide messenger RNA. RefSeq names its product importin-9. Gene Ontology annotation, cellular component: nuclear envelope; cytosol. The record is from RefSeq and is a predicted model, not a curated record. Gene Ontology annotation, biological process: protein import into nucleus. Lineage: Eukaryota; Metazoa; Arthropoda; Insecta; Coleoptera; Nitidulidae. Gene Ontology annotation, molecular function: small GTPase binding. Bases 76 to 3000 code for a protein of 974 amino acids. The transcript is spliced from 9 exons.